CAGCUUAUUUUUACCACCACAGCAUACACCUACCGCUUCAUCAACAACACCUAGUGGAAUUUGUUGUAAAAUUUGCAAACGUAUGGUGGAAGGACAAGGGCGAUUGAUAAAAACGCAAAUCCUUGUGCGGAAGAACGUAACGCUCUGCUGGAAUUUUCUUCCACAAGUUCCUGCGCCAUCGAUACUGCGAAAACUGUCUGCCGUCGAAGCCACGCAAAAAUACAUUCGAUCGAUCCUGCCAUCGCCACCGAUUUCAUGCACUGACACCAGUGUAAUUACGCCUUUUUUGUGAUUGAGUUUCACCGAGGGGGCAGCAAAUAAAAACAAGGCAAAGGGAAUUUUUGGACGGUCUCGGUACAGCUACGGGAGGAAGUAGAACUGAAACAAAGAUCUCUUCUCCUGGUGCUCCUGGAUAACGGUCAGCAGAUUUUGUUCUCCCGAUUGGAUGUGUAUCAAGUGAAUCUGCUGGAAACUAGGAAAAAGCAGUCACUGCGUGAAGUUUCGGGGUGGAAUGAGAAAACUUUAAACGAUCGGUGUGAAAAUGCACUGAGAGAAAAACACUUCCCAUCUGACCAGUAGAAAGCUGCAAUUAACUACUAUUCAUCAUGUCGGCCGGACCGUAUAAUUAUUCGUAUAUCUUCAAGUACAUCAUUAUCGGUGAUAUGGGAGUGGGCAAAAGCUGCCUGUUGCAUCAGUUCACAGAGAAGAAAUUUAUGGCCAGCUGUCCACAUACAAUCGGCGUGGAGUUUGGUACGCGCAUCAUCGAGGUUGAUAAGCAGAAAAUUAAGCUGCAAAUAUGGGAUACGGCCGGACAGGAACGGUUCCGCGCGGUGACACGUUCGUACUAUCGCGGUGCUGCCGGCGCACUGAUGGUUUAUGAUAUCACUCGACGGUCAACCUACAACCAUCUGUCCAGCUGGCUAACGGACACGCGUAAUCUAACGAAUCCCAGUACUGUGAUAUUUCUAAUUGGCAACAAAUCGGACCUAGAAAGCACCCGCGAGGUAACGUACGAGGAGGCAAAAAAUUUUGCCGACGAGCAUGGUCUGCUGUUUGCUGAAGCUAGUGCUAUGACCGGUCAAAACGUCGAGGAAGCAUUUCUAGAAACAGCGCGAAAGAUCUACCAAAGCAUCAAGGAUGGUCGGCUCGAUCUGAACUCGUCGGAAACGGGUGUACAGCAUAAGCCGGCCCAACCCGGCCGAACGACGCUCAGUAACGAUGCGCAAACGAACAAGGAAAAUUGUUCCUGCUAGGAAUCUGUAUUGCUAUUUUCUGCCAGCCCGGUCGAUCGAAAGAUAGGCUGGUAACAGGUCCGUGGCAAUUGGUUAACCAUAACACCGAAUCGGAGGCUACAAGUUACGAUUCGUUUCCCUUUACUAGCGAAACUGUGAGCAGCGAAACGGUAUGUGGUAGGCUCUUCCGAUUAAACGGUUGAAAACCAUUGCAUCAAACGUAGUUUGAAGCACCAGUAAAGUAAAAAAAGCAACCAGUUUCAGUAAAGUCCCACAAGAUCUUGAUUGUAAACGAUCACACCGCAGGAGAAAGAUGUAAUAGUGCAUAAACUGAUCGUUUAUUAUCGUAGGCUUUUUGUUGAUAUUUCAUACCAUACCCACGUAACGCUAACAUUCGAAUUAGGAUAUCGUUUUUUUUCCUAAACAUCUUUCUUUGCUUUUUGUUAAGUUAAUUUUGUUGUUAAUAAUUUUGCGAGAAAGCGUAGAAGGGGCAGUAGUGGAAAGCAUGGACGAUGGAAAAACAUCGUUCCAAGGGUACGAACAACUAGUAGUACCUAAACUGACGGUACGGAAUCGAUUUUAAGUGAUGAUGAUAAACCAUACCCAAUUUAGUCGAUCGGUAAGAUGAUGUAUUUUAUUGUGGCAAAUAUAGUAAGAAGGGAGUUUUAUUUAUAUUUUCCCGCAAUCAUGUUUUUAGUUAUAUCGUUUCUUUUUUUUUUGCGUUACUCUGUUUACCCAAAAAGAAGCAAAGUUAAUCCAUCGUACAGAAUUGUAUGUACCGACAGCACAUCUACACAAUCUAGCUGUAGCCGUAUCAAUGUAAACACUUCAAUAUGAUUGCUAAUCACAAUGAAAGUCUUUCUACCGAGGAAAAAUUUUAGUGUCUAGACACACAGAGCGCGUAUUUACAUUGCUCGUCCAAUCGGUGUGUGGGUCCGUUAAUGUGUGUUUAAUCCUACAUACAUCACAGCGCUUGAUAAUAACUGGACAGAGAGGCAAAUCAGAGCAAGAAAACAAAAAGACAGUUCCCGGGCCGAGUAGGAAUAAGGUAAAGAAAAAUUGUAUUACUUUUAGUUUCUAUCUGUUCCCCCCAAAGAACGGUCAGAGUAGUGAAAUUGUGGAUGUAUGAAAUCUCAAUGCGGUGAGUACAAAUGCGAAGAAACCAACCAUAUGAAGUAGUUAAAUUGUGCGACGGGUGUAAGAUGUUUGAAACAAAAUUCAAUAAAUGAACUAAUGAUAUUCCAUUAAUCGUUCAGAAGUGAACCCGCUUCUGAACAAUCUUCCUUUCUAUCCAAAUUCUAACACAGAGAGAGAGAGAGUUAAACUUCACUUAUUAACGCAGAAAGAGCGAGGUAGUAGAACCACAAUUGAUGAAGGCUAAGUUUGAAGUAAUAUAAACUAAAGAAAAUUGCAAAUGAAUAAAACCAAACAAAAACAGUAACUUAA
Molecule: messenger RNA, 2678 nt
Organism: Anopheles funestus (African malaria mosquito)
Lineage: Eukaryota; Metazoa; Arthropoda; Insecta; Diptera; Culicidae
Gene: Rab14
Product: ras-related protein Rab-14
Exons: 6
Coding region: 606-1253 (215 amino acids)
Biological process (GO): phagosome maturation; endocytic recycling; Golgi to endosome transport
Cellular component (GO): trans-Golgi network; phagocytic vesicle; recycling endosome
Molecular function (GO): GTP binding; GTPase activity
Source: RefSeq, a predicted model, not a curated record